Molecule: messenger RNA, 1094 nt
Organism: Varanus komodoensis (Komodo dragon)
Lineage: Eukaryota; Metazoa; Chordata; Lepidosauria; Squamata; Varanidae
Gene: IMMP2L
Product: inner mitochondrial membrane peptidase subunit 2
Exons: 6
Coding region: 67-594 (175 amino acids)
Biological process (GO): mitochondrial respiratory chain complex assembly
Cellular component (GO): mitochondrial inner membrane peptidase complex; membrane
Molecular function (GO): serine-type endopeptidase activity
Source: RefSeq, a predicted model, not a curated record
AGAGCGCCUCGCCCCUUUUUUCUCUUCCCCCUCCCGUUCGCGUUGUGUCAGCGCCGAAAAGCGAAUAUGGCACAGGCGCUAGGCUUUGGGAGAAGGUACCUGAAAGCCUUUUGUAAAGGUUUCUUUGUUGCUGUUCCUGUGACUGUGACUUUCCUUGACAGAGUGGCCUGCAUAGCAAGAGUAGAAGGAGCUUCGAUGCAGCCAUCAUUGAAUCCAGAAGACGGACAGAUGUCUGAUGUAGUGCUUUUAAACCACUGGAGUAUUCGAAAUUAUGAGGUACAACGUGGAGAUAUAGUUUCACUGGUGUCUCCAAGAAACCCAGAGCAGAAGAUCAUUAAACGAGUGAUUGCCCUUGAAGGCGACAUUAUCAAGACCAUAGGCUACAAAAAGAAGUAUGUGAAAAUUCCACAUGGCCAUAUAUGGGUAGAAGGAGAUCAUCGCGGACAUAGCUUUGACAGUAAUGCGUUUGGUCCGGUCUCUCUUGGACUUUUGCAUGCCCGUGCUACACAUAUACUCUGGCCUCCAGGGCGCUGGCAGAAGUUACGGCCCAAGGUACUUCCAGAGCGCCAACCUAUCCAGAAUGAGCAGGAAUGACUCUUGGGAAACUCAUGCACCUAGGAAUAACCAUGGCUUGGAAAGACAACUCGGGUAACAAAAGAUCUGCCCACUGUACAAAGCUGGUACAAGAAACGUAUCUUGUUCUUACUGUAAGUCCAAACAAAAAAUGCAUUUAAUCACAUGAAGUGGUGCAUCAUUUCUUCUGAAGCAAUCAUGGCUUGAUUUGAAAUUUCAGUUUCCCAGAAGCUGUUACAGUGCUUGAACAUUUUUGUCUAUACUGGCACUUCUGUAGUUAUGAAAUUAAAAAGGAAAAAUGACAAAUUUUAAUCUUUUUUUAAAGGAGAUUUGAUUUCAGCAAUAUGCUAGAUCUUAACAUUCAUAUCAGAUUGUGAAAACAUGAUGUCAGCCAUAUAGUUCAUUGUUACUGCCAAGAUUUUGGAUCACAGAAUAAUUUGUUUGUAUAGAAUGAAUAGUAUUUCUAGUCCCAGAAAACAUAUUGUACAAUCUGUCUUUAAAGAAUAAAAUUUAAAAAGGGA